AUGUUUGCAGAUGCUGUUGAGAAUGGAUUGGCCGAUAUUUCUCUUUCCUGUCCUUCAGAACCUGCCUCUUCUCUUGGAGAGGGUGCAAGGGUCGACGGCUGCAGCUCUGAGGGGAUUCAUGAGAGGGGGAGUGAGUUGCUGCUGUCUGCGCUGGAGCGCCUAGAGGGAGUGCAUCUGCUGCCUUGUCACAUCAAAUACACCGGUUUCGCUUCCGUUGCUGAGCGAUUCCAACCAAGAAAAGUGCGCCCGCCUGCUGCAGCAGGCGUGUCUGCAGAGGAAGGAGAAGCAGCAGAAGAAGCAGCAGCAGAAACAGCAGAAGGAGAAACAGCAGCAGGAGAAGCAGCAGAAGGAGGAGAUGCAGCAGGACUGGAGGUACUGCUGCAUGGGCGUUGGCUGAAAGGGAAGGAGGAGCGCCUGGCCCCAGCAGACUCCUCUGCUGCCUCUGGCGCUCUUCAGGGUUUUGUUAUGGCUACACAGGAGACGACCUGCUGCUUGGGGGAGCUGCGCAAGUCCUUCACUGCUGCUUCUGCUGCUGCUGCUGCUGUUGCAGCUUCAACUCCCGAUCAAGACUGCGUGGUCACUGAAGAGAUCCCCAGUACAGUCACCGCACUGCGCCCUCUGGCGGAAUUCAACAAACUGUGCUACUGGCAGCAAGACCGCGAGCCUACGAGUGCUGAUGAUAUCCCUCAGAGCCUUUUCUUUUUGCGAGCUAUGGCCGCCCUGCACGACUACGAAGAGGAACUGAAGGAGUGA
Eimeria mitis is the source of this 753-nucleotide messenger RNA. RefSeq lists its product as uncharacterized. Gene Ontology annotation, biological process: RNA catabolic process. Gene Ontology annotation, cellular component: ribonuclease H2 complex. NCBI's taxonomy places the organism in Eukaryota, Apicomplexa, Conoidasida, Eucoccidiorida, Eimeriidae. The record is from RefSeq and is a predicted model, not a curated record. The coding region runs from base 1 to 753 and encodes 250 amino acids. The transcript has 3 exons.